AUGUCCGAAUCGCCCAGUCCCGACGACGCACUCUCCACCCUCUUCAACUCCCCCUUCAAUUCAUAUCUCCACACCACCUACGCGCUCUCCCCCUGCGAAAUCGCCCCAAUCAACACGCUACUAACCUCACAGCUCGCCUGGCUCGAUGGCGAAAUCAAGAACGCAUGGGCGGCGCUCGAGUCCAAGCUAGGAUCCUCGUUCAACGGGAUCGCCUGA
This is a messenger RNA of Coprinopsis cinerea okayama7#130, 216 nucleotides long. RefSeq lists its product as hypothetical. The coding region runs from base 1 to 216 and encodes 71 amino acids. Lineage: Eukaryota; Fungi; Basidiomycota; Agaricomycetes; Agaricales; Psathyrellaceae. The transcript has a single exon. The record is from RefSeq and is a predicted model, not a curated record.